AUGGAACAAGUUAAUGAUAAAUUAGGUAAAUUAAUUAACUUGACGCAAAAAGACGGUAAAUUAAGUCCAAGUAAAGAAACACAGCAAACACAUGCAGCUGUUACAGACGAUCAAAUUGAAAUUUUUAUUGACAAUGAAACAAAAUCAAAACUUCAUGGUGUUCAACAAUAUUACGUUACUUUAAAUAAUGAUGAUAAAAAAAAAUUAUUUCGUUUACUGAGUGUUGUACCAUUCAAACAAGCUGUUAUUUUUCGUAAACCUGCAUCAAGUUACAAACGUUUAUGCAAAUCAUUGAAUGAAAAUAAUUUAUCUGCUGUUGAAAUUCAUCCUGGUAUACCAGAAAACGAACGUUUGGCACAUUAUAAAAAAUUUAAAGAAGGUCAAACACGUAUUGUCGUUGCAACAAAAUUAUUUGAAUGUGGUAUGAAUGUUGCACGUGCUAAUAUUGUAUUUAAUUAUGAUAUGCCAGAAAAUACAGAUACUUAUCUUGAUCGAAUUGCCCGUGAUGGUGGAGUUGGUGCAAAAUGUUUAGUAAUAACAUUUGUUGCAGAUGGAAGUGAUGCAAAAAUUCUUAAUGAAGUUCAAAGUCGUUUUGGAGUACAAAUUACUGAAAUGCCUGAUGAAGUUGAUAUGAUUACAUACAUGAAAAAUUAA
This is a messenger RNA of Rotaria sordida, 654 nucleotides long. The record is from the annotation of a GenBank genome assembly. NCBI's taxonomy places the organism in Eukaryota, Metazoa, Rotifera, Eurotatoria, Philodinida, Philodinidae.